Molecule: messenger RNA, 4489 nt
Organism: Eupeodes corollae
Lineage: Eukaryota; Metazoa; Arthropoda; Insecta; Diptera; Syrphidae
Gene: Nmdar1
Product: glutamate [NMDA] receptor subunit 1
Exons: 13
Coding region: 554-3508 (984 amino acids)
Biological process (GO): chemical synaptic transmission; ionotropic glutamate receptor signaling pathway; monoatomic ion transport
Cellular component (GO): synapse; neuron projection; NMDA selective glutamate receptor complex
Molecular function (GO): NMDA glutamate receptor activity
Source: RefSeq, a predicted model, not a curated record
UCGUCAGUUGUGCGAAUUUCUUUGAACGACCAAGUUGUACAUUAUAAGAGUUCUCGUCCCGUCAAUGUACGGUUUCUUUUUCUAUUAUAGAUAUAAAUCUUUAAAAGGCUUUUAAUUUCUGAGCUAUACUCAAAGUCCUUAAAUCUGAUUUCUAAUUAGUUUAAAUUUAUUUUUCCACGACUUCCUAUCAACGUCGCGUUUAAAAAAAAAGAUAUUUCACUAUCCGUUUACAAUCUUUUAUAUGGUUGAAAAUAUCUUUUUCCACAAUUAAAAGUUUAAAAAAAGCUAUUUUUCCAAACAUGAAGCGAGAGCUUGUUCGUAAAAUGCUUUAAAUUUUACUAACUAAAGAAUUUACAUUCUACGUGGAGACUUACAAUCUAUGGUUACGAGCAUUUUAUAUUUUUAUUAAACCCCAACAAAAAAUUAAUACGAGAAGUCAAAAAAAAAAUCCAAACCAUAUAAAAUAUGGAAUAAAUAACACUUACCAUCAGAGCACACACUGUUGGAUUUGAUUUGUUUUUUAAUUCAAAAUCAAUCAAUUAAACCAAACACGAUGGCAGCCUCCAAUAGCAAUAUUCAUCAACUAACAAAAUGCAUCAUCACAGUCCUCACCAUUCUAAGAGGAUUACAAGUCGUUACAAUGGAAAAGCAAAUGUCAAAUUCGGAUAAUCCUUCCGAGUAUAAUAUUGGUGGCGUUUUGAGUGACAAUGAUACCAUGGAUCAUUUCAAAACAACAAUAGAGCAUCUUAACUUUGAUCAACAUUACGUGCCAAGAACGGUGACCUACUAUCACCAUACGAUACUAAUGGACAAGAAUCCUAUUAAAACAGUCUUCAACGUCUGUGAUAAGCUCAUUGAAAAACGGGUUUAUGCGGUGGUGGUAUCUCAUGAACAAACGUCUGGUGAUCUAUCACCGGCAGCUGUCAGUUAUACGAGUGGAUUUUAUCAGAUUCCUGUAAUUGGAAUAUCCUCGAGAGAUGCUGCUUUUUCCGAUAAAAAUAUUCACGUUUCAUUUCUAAGAACUGUGCCACCGUAUUAUCAUCAAGCGGAUGUAUGGCUAGAGAUGUUGAAUCAUUUUGGAUAUACCAAGGUAAUAAUCAUUCAUAGCUCUGACACAGAUGGUCGGGCGGUUCUUGGACGAUUCCAAACAUCUUCACAAACCAACUACGAUGACAUUGAUGUACGUGCAACAGUUGAAUUAAUCGUAGAAUUCGAACCGAAACUCGAAGCUUUCACUGAACACUUAACCGAUAUGAAAUCAGCCCAAUCCCGGGUUUACCUCAUGUAUGCCAGUACGGAAGACGCGCAUGUAAUAUUCCGGGAUGCUGCCCUGUUUAAUAUGACCGAGGCUGGUCACGUUUGGAUUGUUACAGAACAAGCACUUAAAGCCAACAACACUCCAGAUGGUGUCUUAGGGCUUCAAUUGGAGCAUUCAAAUAGUGAAAAACAACAUAUAAGGGAUAGCGUCUACGUGUUAGCAUCGGCGAUAAAAGAAAUGAUGGCCAAUGAAACUAUAACUGAGGCUCCCAAAGACUGCGGAGAUUCCGGUGUUAAUUGGGAAUCGGGUAAACGCUUGUUCCAGUAUUUGAAAACACGUAACAUAACGGGUGAGACUGGACAGAUUGCUUUCGACGACAAUGGAGACCGAAUCUAUGCAGCCUACGAUGUUAUUAACAUCGGUGAACGACAAGAAAAAAAUGUUGUUGGAUCGUUUUACUACGAUGCUGAUAAAGCCAAGAUGCGUUUAAAAAUCAACGAUAGCCAGAUUCUAUGGCCUGGUAAACAGAGGAAGAAGCCAGAAGGGAUUAUAAUUCCGACUCACUUGAAAGUCCUUACGAUAGAAGAGAAACCUUUUGUGUACGUAAGACAUCUGAACGACGAGGAGGUGAUGUGUGAUGAAGACGAGAUUCCUUGCCCGUAUUAUAACACGACCGAUGGCACUGAAGACGACUAUUGCUGCCGAGGUUACUGCAUUGAUCUUUUAAUAGCAUUAUCCCGUCGUAUUAACUUUACUUAUGACCUUGCCUUAUCCCCGGAUGGACAGUUUGGUCACUAUAUUCUAAAAAAUCAAACAACAGGAACCGGAAAUAUGGCAAUGAAAAAAGAAUGGACUGGAUUAAUUGGGGAAGUUGUAAAUGAACGUGCUGAUAUGAUUGUAGCUCCUCUUACAAUAAAUCCCGAGAGAGCAGAAUUUAUUGAAUUCUCUAAACCCUUUAAAUAUCAAGGAAUAACUAUUUUAGAGAAGAAACCUUCAAGGUCUAGUACGCUGGUGUCGUUCUUACAGCCUUUCAGUAAUACUCUUUGGAUUCUGGUUAUGGUGUCGGUGCAUGUUGUGGCUUUAGUGCUCUAUCUCUUGGAUAGGUUCUCGCCAUUUGGUCGUUUUAAACUUACCAGCAACGACAAUACAGAAGAAGAUGCCCUCAAUUUAAGUUCAGCCAUUUGGUUUGCGUGGGGAGUUCUCUUGAAUAGUGGAAUCGGAGAGGGAACACCACGUAGUUUUUCUGCACGUGUUUUGGGAAUGGUUUGGGCAGGAUUUGCAAUGAUAAUUGUAGCAUCCUACACUGCCAACUUGGCUGCCUUCCUCGUGUUGGAACGUCCAAAGACUAAACUAAGUGGAAUCAACGAUGCUCGUUUGAGGAACACUAUGGAAAAUCUAACUUGUGCCACAGUCAAGGGUUCCGCGGUUGACAUGUAUUUCAGACGUCAAGUUGAGCUAUCAAAUAUGUAUCGUACUAUGGAAGCAAAUAAUUACGGAACUGCUGAACAGGCUAUACAAGAUGUCAAAAAGGGGAAGUUAAUGGCAUUUAUUUGGGAUUCUUCACGGCUGGAAUAUGAAGCUGCGAAGGAUUGUGAAUUGGUGACAGCUGGAGAACUUUUUGGUCGAAGUGGCUAUGGGAUAGGUCUGCAAAAAGGCUCACCCUGGACAGAUGCGGUAACAUUAGCAAUUUUAGAAUUUCAUGAAAGUGGCUUUAUGGAAUCUCUUGACAAGGAUUGGAUCUUUCACGGCAAUGUUCAGCAGUGUGAGCAAUUUGAAAAAACUCCAAAUACUUUAGGUUUGAAAAAUAUGGCAGGGGUUUUCAUAUUGGUGGCUGCUGGUAUCGUUGGUGGUAUAGGACUUAUAAUUAUAGAAGUUGUUUAUAAAAAACAUCAAAUCAAGAAACAAAAACGAAUGGAAAUAGCUCGUCACGCUGCUGACAAAUGGAGGGGUACUAUAGAAAAACGAAAAACACUACGCGCCUCCUUGGCAAUGCAACGCCAGUACAAUGUUGGCCUCAACGCUAAUCCUGGAACAAUAAGUUUGGCUGUAGACAAAACUCGUUAUCCACGCCUUGGGGCUAGGGGACCGGAGCGCGCUUGGCCGGGCGAUUCAGAUAUUGUGCGAAAUCGACGUUUGUACGAGGAUUCAAGUAAAAACGCUUUUGGAUGGAAGCAAUCAAUUUCGAACCUUUUACCACCUCCAAGAUAUUCACCGGCAUAUACAACUAAUGUCUCACAUCUAGUGGUUUGAUUUAAUUUCAGAUUAAUAAUAUCAUUAGAUAGUUUUUAUUACUAUAUUGUUAUAAGACAUAAAGUUUGAUUAACUUUUAGUUUGAAAAAGGUCGAUGUAUUGGCUUGAAAAACAAAAUGAUGAUUUGAGCUUUUUUUUAACUAUAAAGUGGAACUUAAAACUUUCACUUGAUAUUUUCAAAAACAAUGUGAAACUUUGACACAGUACUUUUGUAAUAAGGGUUCAAGUGUACAAAGUUUGUUUGUGUGAAGAAUCCUACGAGAAAACAAUAAAUCCUUGAUGGAUCUUUCAAUUCAUCGUUUUCAAAUGAAGAGAAAAUCUUAUAAUAUUACGAAAAAAAAGGACAAACUUUCGUCACAAUGUUUAAAAAGAAAGAAACGCACAAAAGAAACUUGUUCAAAAUUCGGUGUUGAAAAAUGUGCCAAAUUAACCAAAAGAAGAAGAAUUAAAAGAUUCAAAUCAUUUACAAUUAUUAAUACGUACCUUUAUUAUUUGUUCAUAACUCUGUGUCAAUGGUUAAUUAUUUAAAAUAUAUAAAGAAAAUUGACGAAGUCAAAACUUUAAACAAAAAUUAAUUAUAUGAGAAAAUCAGAUCGAAUGUUAACAUUGUAAAAUACAAAAAAAUUAUUAAAAAAAUAAAAGCCAAACAAAAUAUUUAAAUCAUAAUUAACAAAAUUAAUAUUAAAAAUUAAAUAUAAAAAUAUAAUUUUAAAAAAAAAAUUAUAUACAGAAAAUGGCAAAACCAAAACUGAACCAAAAACCCAAAACCACACAAAAUUAAAUCUCAAAUCAACGAAACAUUUAAAUCUUUUUACAAUUAAAUUUCUCAUAAAUUCUUAGAUUCAGAAAAGCCCGAUUAGCCGAUAUUUAAAGUCUUGUCAUUUAAAGUAAUAAUUCAAGAAAAGCUGCUUACAGGAAGAAUUAAAAAACAUAAAAGAUAGAAGAAGAUUGAUAAGAUUUUUGAAACCUAUACUCUAUUGU